Messenger RNA from Pistacia vera, 3034 nucleotides. RefSeq lists its product as uncharacterized. Gene Ontology annotation, molecular function: zinc ion binding. The transcript is spliced from 8 exons. The record is from RefSeq and is a predicted model, not a curated record. Lineage: Eukaryota; Viridiplantae; Streptophyta; Magnoliopsida; Sapindales; Anacardiaceae. Bases 199 to 2292 code for a protein of 697 amino acids.
CCAUCGCUGUCAGAACUCGGAAGAGUUCCAUAUAUUUGAACUUGGAGAAAUCAGAAACCCUUUGAAUCAACCUCUCACAAUGGCUCUUGUUAAUCAAUUUCUCCUUUGAGUUCUUGAAUUUCAUUUCCUCCUACUUUCCAAUUCCAUCCCUUUCAUUUCUUUCAGGGAAGAUUAAGUUCAGCACUUUAUAAAGGAAGCAUGAAGGGCCACGACACUAAGAUGCCGAGAAUGGAGGACAUUCUUAACCUUCCGGUGCAAGAUCCUCCUUUUUCAGAGUUUUCUGCUGCUCAUAUAAAGUGGGUAAAAGUUGAAGGUGGUCGUCAAGGUGGGGAUGAUAUUGCUCUAAUUCCUUUUGCUAGAGUGGAUGAUUUUGUGAAAGGAGAAUCACUCAAUGCAGAAUGCCCGGCUCGCUUCCGCAUUGAGUCAAGGAGGAAAAGAUCUGAAGGGAGCAUAAGUAAACCAAGGGUUGAUGGCUAUCUUGAAUAUACAUUAUACUGGUGUUCUUAUGGUCCUGAAGACUACCGGGAUAGUGAGUCCAGCAAUGCAGAUGGCUCAAACAUCAAACCUGCAACUGGGAAAGGGAGUAGGCCUGGGAGACGUCACAUGAUGAGAGGUUGCCUUUGCCAUUUUACUGUGAAGCGGUUGUAUACCCGCCCUCUCCUUGCGCUGAUUAUUUAUAAUCAAAGAAAUCAUGUAGACAAAACAGGGGCCCCAUGUCAUGGGUUGCUUGAUAGGGAUGCCUUAGGGACAAGAGCUAUGUAUGCUCCCCGAAUCUCGGAGGAUUUACGUCAAAAAGUGAUGUCUAUGCUUUAUGUUGGAAUAUCUUUGGACACUGUAAUUCAGCAUCACAUGGAAUUAGUGCAGGGACAUGGUGGCCCCCACAACCGUGAUGAUUUUCUCACUCGAAAUGAUGUUCGUAACAUGGAAAGAGUCAUUCGAAAUACUUCUCAUGAAUUACAUGCAGAUGAUUUAUGUAGUGUAAGAAUGUGGGUGCAGCGGCAUCAGAAGAAUGUUUUUUUCUUCCAAGAUUACUCUGUUUCAGAACCAUUUAUAUUGGGGAUACAGACAGAUUGGCAGCUGCAGCAGAUGCUUCAUUAUGGAAAUAAUGGUUUGAUAGCCUCCCAUUCAACUUUUGGCUUGAAAAAACUAAAGUAUCCCCUGUCCACUUUAGUCAUAUUUGACUUGUCCCAAAAUGCAAUUCCAGUUGCCUGGAUCAUUACUUCCUCUUUUGUUGGUCAAUAUAUCCAUAAAUGGAUUGGUCCCCUUGCUGAAAGAAUCCGAACCAAGGACCCCAGAUGGCGACUUAAUGCCUUCUUGGUGGAUGACCCUUCUUUUGAUAUUUCAACAAUAAGAGAGAAUUUUCAAUGUCGGGUCCUACUAUGUAUCUGGCAUGUUCGUCAUGCUUGGAUAAGAAACCUUCUAAAGAAAUGCCACAAUCUUGAUGUGCAACGAGAGAUGUUUAAGCACUUGGGCUGGAUUUUGUAUUCCUCUAGAAGCGGGCCAAAUGGUGUGGAGACAGUUGAAGAAUUCAUGCAAGUUUUUGUGGAUCAAUGUGCCUUCAUGGAUUAUUUUAAGAGCAGAUGGUUACCAUAUAUAGAUUUGUGGGUUACUAGUAUACGUUCCCUUCCAGUGGCCAGUCCAGAGCCCCUUGCUGCAAUUGAGUCAUAUCACCUUAGGUUGAAAUCCAUGCUCAUUAACGAGAGAAAUGCAAAUUUUUGGUCAAGAGUUGACUGGUUAAUCCACAUCUUGACCACUGAAUUUCACUCCUUAUAUUGGUUAGAUCAAUAUAGUAUGGAUACUGGUUAUUUUGUGAAUCUGAGGGAUGACUCUUUCUCAACAAACGCUUGGUAUCAGGCUCUGCAUAUCUCGGAUGCCAAUGUAAUAUUAGAUGAGCAAAAUCUCCAAUUUGCAAAAGUCAUUUCUCAAGCGGAUAGAACCAGGGAAUAUAUAAUUCAGAACCCUGGUUCAGAAUUCUCACUCUGUGAUUGCACCUGGUCAAGGCUGGGAAAUGUCUGCAAGCAUGUCAUCAAGUUGGCAAUUGUAUGUAAAAAUCGGCAGGUUGCAAGGCCAUUAUUGGCAGCUCAAGUUUAUAGGCAGACAUUGCUUAACCUUCUUCAGAACCCCCCAGAUGAUCCUCUAGUCCUUGAGCAUGCUAUUCUACAUGCAACACGCUUGCAGCAGGAUAUAAAAGGCUUGGAAGAAUUGUCUAACAGUGGGCUGCUCCAGCCAUUACCAUUUGAGGUGAACCCUCAAAUGGCAGUCAAUCUUCAGCUGUUCCCACGUCUUCAUUGAUUGGGCCAUUGAAAACGUGAUUAAAUAUCUCUUUGAACCAAAGCUUUUCUGCUUGUAGGACCAAAAUUUCCAAUGAGGUUCUCAAGUUAUGUUAUUGGAAUCAUUAGACCUGGAAAAGCCAAAAAAGUUUUGCAUUCUGAUAUCGGCUGCUCCAGGGUUUUUCACCUAAGAUGAACUCUCAAAUGGCCGACAAUCUAAUUUUUUGCUUCUUCAUUAAUUCAACCUCUGAAGGUGAUCAACUAUUUGUGCAGAGACUGCAGCUUUACUGCUUAUAGGACAAUGGUUUUUGGUGAGGUUGCAAAGUUACGUUUUUUAUCUGCCAACAUCUAACAUGAGAAUGAGUUAGAGUUUUGCACCUUCUUACCUAAGAAGCCAAAUAUUUUGUCAGGCAUGAAAUAUGGAAUCUCUGCAUAUGGAGUGAAUGGAAAAUGGAGGAUCCAUCAUACUCAUCUUUCUGAUGAUUUAUUUGGGACUUUGUUGAGGUAAUAAUAAAAUUUAAUCCUUUUUUCUUUAGACUAUAGAACCUAGAAAUUGAUUAUAAGUUUAUAAAACUUUGCGGACUUCAGGCUAUAUUGAGUCCAUAAAGCAUGGUUGCUAAUUUGAAAACCUUGCUAAGUAAGCAAAGUAGUUUUCCAAGAUAUAUAGUUUUUGACGUCGUAAAUAAUUUUUUUGCUACUGCUCAGACUAAGAUCAAAAUAUUAAGAGAUGUAUAUAUAAUCAAAUUGUAUUUUUGUAUUUGAAA